GAAUUGUUGUAACAUUAUUCUUUCUAUUCUUGUACAGUCAACAAUACAAAUCUAAGGACCAGUCAAAAUAUGUAGUCCGUGUAAAUGUAGGUAAAUGCUGUCGACUCUGAGACCGUAUAAUCAAACCUAUCUCUACUUGUUGGAAUACUGUUGCAUUAAUGUUGUAUUGCCUAAUAAUAAAUUAUUUCUAGAGUGCAAGCCUAAUCCAUCAAGUCUUUGUUUUUGGAUAGACAAAAUCGAUUACAAAGUUUUUACUAAUCUAAUUUUAGUCAAUUACUUAUUAUUAAAUUCGUAGUCAGAGUCGUGUCAAAAUUAAGUUUCGGGAUUUCAUGAAAGAUUUUUUUAGCGGAAACCCCUGCAAAUCUUUUCUGCUUUUUCCUUUGUUUGUCGCGUCUCAUUUCAAUAACAUUUUAUGUGGGAAUUAGAUUAUUCAUUACUAGAAAGUUACAAUGAUAGGUAACAAUCGAUCUAUCUAUUAAUUGCACGUAGUAGGACUAACUAUUCUACUCAUUUAUUAGUGAUAAGUAGGUCCUGUCCACCCCAUGAUAGAUAAGAAAGCACUUAACAAAAACUCAUUACAAUGAUGAACAUUACCAGCUAACUUUUAAUCCGAUAAGUGUUAUCAUUACUGAUAAAAUCAUUGUAGAUAAAGCACUUUUUGUAAAUUAUCUUUUUUAAAUUACGUUUAUCUAAUACAGACAGUUUAUCUACAAGCUGCAAGACGUUGCGCGUUGGUAUUAAAACUUGUAAGUUUGGUAAUAGGUAGGUACCUAAGUAAGUAGGUGGUAAGUGGAGAGGAGGAUCCCAUUUACUUAUAAAUCACAUUUUCUAAUACUUAAUCAUACCACGUUUGUUCACAGAUACAUUGGUGAACUUCACAAAUCGAACGUUGUUAUAGCCUAAAACAGUAACAAAGAACAACUUGCUAUACUUAACACCCACUUACGCUAUAUUUCUGCUAAAAUAGCUACAACUCCCAAAAUGAUUGGACAAGAAUACCUUUCCGAAAAUAUUCUAGACAAAAGUCUUUAUGAAACUUUCUCGGUUUUACGUAUAUUGCAAGUCUUGUUUGGCUCAUGCAGAGUCGAUGUUAGGGAUAGGUUCGUGUCUUCACCGACCGUCUACCAAAAGGCCUAUACGCUGAUGAUAAUCGUAAUGAGUGCUUUCUUGUACAUGAUUAAUUUUGUAACUUAUUUAUACAAAUACAGUGUAAAUAUCAACUUGUACCGCAGCGCGGUAGGUACAUCUUUAAUACAGAUCUUGAUGUAUUUUUUUAAUAUAAUCCAUGUUCGCUUCAUAAAUAACACCCAAAAUGUCGACUUUGUCAUCUCUAUGCAAGAACUCGACCGUUCCAUGAAACUGGAACAUAAUAAUUCAAUCAACACUACACUUCGCAGAUUCAAUACGAUAACGACAAUUUUGAUUUUAUCAAUUUGGACAGUACUAAACACUAUUGCUUCUAUCUUUCUCGCUUUACCAAUGAUGAUAACUGUUGUAACGAUAUUGAUAAGUGAAAUUACAAACAUGCUGGAACUAAAUCAUUGCUCUAAUCUUAUGUCAUAUUACACCAUUCGGGUGCGUUUUAUUAAUGCUAUACUCCAGAACCACUUGCCAAGUAUCAACAAGUUUAACUCAAACGAUUAUUCUUAUUUUUAUCCUAAACAAUUUAUGCGCGAGCUGGCUGCAAAGACACACGAUCUCAGAUACAGCGCAACGGAUAUUUAUUUGAAAAAGGUUAUCAAGAAUUUUUUUGAAUUCAGAAAUCUUUAUCAAUUUCAGGUAACUACAUACUCGUGUACUACCUACCUACUUAAAAACUUGAGUCUUUUAAAAUACUAGUGUCUAUU
Molecule: messenger RNA, 1847 nt
Organism: Ostrinia furnacalis (Asian corn borer)
Lineage: Eukaryota; Metazoa; Arthropoda; Insecta; Lepidoptera; Crambidae
Exons: 1
Coding region: 982-1839 (285 amino acids)
Source: RefSeq, a predicted model, not a curated record